This is a messenger RNA of Galleria mellonella (greater wax moth), 888 nucleotides long. It is a transcript of the gene mRpL22, whose product is annotated as 39S ribosomal protein L22, mitochondrial. Gene Ontology annotation, biological process: ribosome assembly; translation. Bases 240 to 848 code for a protein of 202 amino acids. Gene Ontology annotation, molecular function: structural constituent of ribosome. The record is from RefSeq and is a predicted model, not a curated record. The transcript has 3 exons. NCBI's taxonomy places the organism in Eukaryota, Metazoa, Arthropoda, Insecta, Lepidoptera, Pyralidae. Gene Ontology annotation, cellular component: mitochondrial large ribosomal subunit; ribosome.
GCCAUUUGACAUAUGUCACUCAUUGGUGAUAUUUUCGCCUAACCUAAUUUAGUCCAUAUUUAGGACGAGAUCUUGAUGAAUUCGAAUUGAAAUUAAUUAAGAUAGAAUAGGUUUAUAUUGAAAAUUAAAUUAUGUGUAUACUAUUUAAAUUUCUUUUUUAAAAUUUCGUGUGAUAAAAAUCAUACACUUAUUAUAUUUUCUCUGAUCUAUAAGUACUAAGGCUACCCAUUGAUUAAACAAUGAAUAAAUUUACCAAUAUAUGCGCUAUAAUUUUAAAACAGAAUAACAUAAAUAAAUUUCAUACUUCAACAUCUUCAUUAGCAUGGACGAAAUCAAAUGUUCCAAAGAGAUUUUUAGAAUAUAAUAAAAAAAUUUAUCCUCCACAAGAAAAUGGGGAAGAGCCCAGGCCUGCAUUUGUGUGUCAUCAGAAAACAAAUAUCAAAUACAGUCCAGAGAAAAUGUGGUACAUAGCUUGUUUUGUUCGGGGAAUGACAGUUGAUGAAGCAGUUAAGCAAUUAAGUUUUGUUAACAAAAAGGGUGCAAUUUUUGCCAAAGAAGCUAUUCUUGAAGCACAAGAACUUGCAGUAAGAGAGCAUCAUGUAGAAUUUAGAAGUAAUUUGUGGAUAGCGGAGUCAUUUGCUGGAAAGGGUCCAGUAAUAAAAGGAUUAAGAAGACAUGCCAGAGGCAGACUGGGUGAAGUCCGCUAUCAGUAUUGUCAUUAUUUUGUAAGAUUAGAGGAGGGUAAACCACCUCAAGAUUAUUACAAACUAAAUCCAUUAACACCACAACAACAACUUGAUAAGUGGCUUGAACAAAUGAGAAAACGAAAAAUCAUAAAUUCUUAUUAAACUAUAAAUUUAUUGUUAAAAUAUAAAACUUAGCAUCAAA